This is a messenger RNA of Penaeus monodon (black tiger shrimp), 572 nucleotides long. RefSeq lists its product as uncharacterized. The transcript is spliced from 2 exons. The coding region runs from base 240 to 572 and encodes 110 amino acids. The record is from RefSeq and is a predicted model, not a curated record. NCBI's taxonomy places the organism in Eukaryota, Metazoa, Arthropoda, Malacostraca, Decapoda, Penaeidae.
GGAACACUCGGGAGGAGUCAGCGCCGGCCCCCCGUCCCCUCGCGUCCCUUGUCCCGAGUGCCGUGAGAUAUCUCUGCCAUCUCUACAGGAACUGACUCUAAACAGAGCGUUUGAGUGCCACAGUCACAGUGGAAAUGGUGCGGGACCGCGAGUGAAGGCGCUUGCAAGACCCGCUGUGACUCCGGCCUCACGCCCCUUGGCCACGACGCCCGCCAUUCCCUCCCUGUCGCCAAGCCACCAUGAAUCACGUUCUAGACGACAAAAUCGUCGCCGAGUCCGCCCCCCUCACUUCGUCGUCGCCGCCGCCGCCCUCAGUCACGCCCACAACCACCACCACCUCCGCCUCGCCCACCGAAGGCAGGAGCUAUGUCUUCGGGGCGCUCAGAGGGGCGUCCAGCGUGGACACCGUGGCCAACUUCACCGACUGGUCCUCGCCCAUCACGCCCACCAUGAACGGCCAGCCGCCAGGUGAGUCCCCCCUCUUGCCUAUCGCGCCUCUGGCCAGGUUGCCAGGUAGCCGUGUCCUCUUGUCCUUUUGCCAUACACGGACGGCACGGACGCUGAGUUGCUGA